Terrapene triunguis (Three-toed box turtle) is the source of this 3126-nucleotide messenger RNA. It is a transcript of the gene MYLK3, whose product is annotated as myosin light chain kinase 3. Gene Ontology annotation, biological process: positive regulation of apoptotic process; intracellular signal transduction; protein phosphorylation. Bases 1 to 2640 code for a protein of 879 amino acids. Gene Ontology annotation, molecular function: ATP binding; protein serine/threonine kinase activity. The transcript is spliced from 13 exons. The record is from RefSeq and is a predicted model, not a curated record. Gene Ontology annotation, cellular component: cytoplasm; nucleus. NCBI's taxonomy places the organism in Eukaryota, Metazoa, Chordata, Testudines, Emydidae.
AUGUCUGAGGGUAACAUGGAGCAUGGAAAGGUGCCUGGAAAUGCAGUGGCUAGGUUGCAGCCUGCAAGAGGGAACAACUUAAGCAUGAUGGACAAAAAAUUGAAUCUUUUGAAUGAAAAGGUAGAUAAAUUAUUGAGUUUCCAAGAAGACUUGAAUGGCAAGCUGCAAAAGGUGAACCGAGGCAUUGAUGACAUAGGAAAGAACAUUGAUAAGUUAACAGCAUCCCAAGCAUCCACUGCUCAGACUGAUACAACAAAAAGAGGCCUAAAACCUGGGGACAGUAUUCACCCGUCUGAGACUGAAACUGCGUGCUCAGAAAUGUUGAAGCUGAUGAGAGCUACACAGCAAGAUGCCUUGAAGCACAGGGAGAGGCUGGAAAAGAUAGAAAAAAUGGUUGAUACUGUGGAUAAAGUAAUUACAUUUGUGGGAGAGACAUUCAAAAAUUCUAAAGUAGUGGAUUUCAUUCUGAGAGGCAUUGUACCCUGGAAGAAAGGGAAUCUGGUUGAAAUCCUAAUGGAGACUAACGAUAAACCGGAAGAGAAGGUUGCAAAACCAAAGCAUGUACCUAGCAACAGAGGAGUCCAGGCCGAAAGCAAGGAGUCUUUGGAAGAGCCCAAAGGAGAAGAAAAGUUGGAUGAAAAUAAUGGAGCAUGUGAAAAAGUAAACUCUUUCAAUGCUGUAGUCUCCAAAGUUGACUCCAGUCCACAAGUUAAAGAAAGGACAACACAGCUGCAAACAAUAGCAGGUUCUGGCAAAACAAAUAGCUCUAAGAAUUGUCAACCACAAAAAGACACUGGAAUUAAAGCUUUGAUUCCAAACCAUGGUCUUCCCUUCAUAAAUCAUGGCCCUGUGGGGAACAAGAAUGUUAUUGCUGAAGCAAUUGAUAAGGACAGAGCACCAGGACUGGAAGAACACCACAGAAAGCCUAUUAAUCAGAAAUCAAAAGGAAGUGAAAACAAACCCUCUACACUCAGCGCUAUAUCCAUGGAAGCCGUGCCAUCCACAUCAAAGUCUGUAUCCAGAGCAGGGUGUGAAGUGAUACGUACAAGGAUUUCCAUCAAUGUGCAGAUGACUGACACCCAAGAAAAGAUUCCAGUGGCCAAAGAAGGAAGCCUUGGUGAUCACAGAGGUACAAGUUCCAAAGUAAAAUCCCCUCUCUCCUCACCAUUGGAAGUUGAAGGAGUUAAACAUCUGAUUGACAAAUUUAAACACAAUCCAUGCCCUCCAAACACCAGAACUGACCCAGUUCAAGAAGUAAAAGGGGUGAAGCUUGCUAAUAAACACAAUGAACAGGAACCCAAAUUAGGGAAGCCACAGAUGCUAUUGAACAAAGUCUCAACUGAUAAAAAGCCCCUAGAGAAAUCAGAGCUAAAAUGCAAGUCCAUAUCCUCUCAAAGCACAACUGAAAACGAUACUAAAAAAGAUCUUGGGGCCAAAAUAAAAAGCCAUAAAGAAACAACAAAGACAAUGAAAGAAUCCACAAAUGAUGCUAGAUCUGAAUUAGAAUUAGAAAGCACAUACGCAGGACAAAAAGAAGACAAUGCAAAUCAAUGUACAGGAGAGGCCCCAGAAAACACUACAUCAGUAGAAGCCAGCAAAGCAUUUGGCAAGCAGGAUGAAGUAAUCAUUGAUGACAGCCCUCCUCCUCCUGCUCCCUUUGAACAUCAAGUAGUGAGCGUCAAACAAACAGAGAUAACAACGUGCUACUCAGUGUGCCGGCAUGAAGUAUUAGGAGGGGGGCGUUUUGGUCAAGUUCACAAGUGCACAGAGGUGUCAACUGGUCUUAAUCUGGCAGCCAAAAUAAUAAAAGUGAAAGGAGCAAAGGAAAGGGAGGAAGUGAAAAAUGAAAUAAACAUCAUGAACCAGUUAAAUCAUGUGAAUCUGAUCCAGCUUUAUGACGCUUUUGAAUGCAAGAACAACCUCACCUUGAUCAUGGAAUAUGUUGAUGGUGGUGAAUUAUUCGACCGAAUCACAGAUGAAAACUACCAUCUAACUGAGUUGGAUGCAAUCCUUUUUACCAAACAAAUAUGUGAAGGAGUCCACUACAUACAUCAGCAGUAUAUUCUCCAUUUAGACCUGAAGCCUGAAAACAUAUUGUGUAUAAAUCGCACUGGAAACCAGAUUAAAAUUAUUGACUUUGGUUUAGCUAGGAGGUAUAAACCUCGUGAGAAGCUGAAAGUUAAUUUUGGCACUCCUGAAUUCCUGGCUCCCGAAGUGGUGAACUAUGACUUUGUUUCGUUCCCAACUGACAUGUGGAGUGUAGGCGUCAUCACGUACAUGCUGCUCAGUGGCUUAUCACCAUUCCUAGGAGAAACGGACGCAGAGACAAUGAAUUACAUAGUGAACUGCAGCUGGGAUUUUGAUGCAGAAGCAUUUGAACACCUCUCAGAAGAGGCAAAAGACUUUAUUUCCAAACUCCUUGUGAAGGAGAAGAGUUGCAGGAUGAGCGCAGCACAGUGUCUGAAACACGAGUGGCUAAAUGAUCUGCCUGGCAAAGCCAAGAAAUCCAAGCUUUGCCUGAAGUCCCAGUUGCUGCUACGGAGUUACAUGGCUCAUAGAAAAUGGAAGAAACAUUUCUACGUGGUAGCUGCUGCCAAUCGGCUGAGAAGGUUUCCGAGCAUGUCUGUCAACCUUGCAUAAGCUGCUGUGGAAGAGCUAUAGGCAUUAGAGCUAGAGAUGAAGCAGAGAGAAAAGGACUGGAUGUUUCUCUCUCUUCCCCCACCACUUCUGCCAUCCUCAUGUUAUGUAUCAUGUGUGUGUUUAGAUACCAGAACUGUCUCAGAGCACAACAACAUAGAAUGAAUUUUACUAAUCUUUAUAAAACAGGGGUUUCCAUAGUUCUGUUUUACAAGCUCUCAGCUACUGGACAUAGUGAUACAUAAAUAUUCCUGAUAUAACUCCACUUAUAGCUAUGAUGAUAUGCUCAUAAUUAGCAGCUAAAUUCCUUGAGUGAGACCCAUUUCGUUUGGAAGUCUUUGAUUAUUUAUAUAAAUCCAAAGGGUGGAGUAUAGCAGCAAGCACCUGGUCAGCAGCAGUGGGAUACCUUAAGACUUUCUAUCUUAAUGAGAUGCUGUACUAUCACUUUUAGGGCAUUGCCACAGUGGUGAUAGAUUUGGAGGGAUAAUA